Trypanosoma cruzi is the source of this 1752-nucleotide messenger RNA. RefSeq names its product protein kinase, putative. NCBI's taxonomy places the organism in Eukaryota, Euglenozoa, Kinetoplastea, Trypanosomatida, Trypanosomatidae. Gene Ontology annotation, biological process: protein phosphorylation. The coding region runs from base 1 to 1752 and encodes 583 amino acids. Gene Ontology annotation, molecular function: ATP binding; protein kinase activity. The record is from RefSeq and is a predicted model, not a curated record. The transcript has a single exon.
AUGGGCAACGGUGCCGUAAAGCUGCGGACGGAUAUGCAUGGCGACGUGCCGAUGGGCAGUCUAAAUGAGGAUGACAUUAAUGAUGACGCGGUAACAUCAGUAAUAACGUUGCCAAAAUGCGCCAGGGAACAAAAGAUGGACGGAAGUGAUGACAUGCGCCCUAUUCCUAUUGGAGAAGGUGAGGAAAAAGUCAAAGGUUCAUAUCGUUCCGAACCUGUUUCUUUAGAUGAAGUCUUGGGACCUGCCGACAGCGUAAAGGCGCGGUACCGAAAGAAUAAAGCAAUUGGUAAAGGGGCAUUUGGUGAGGCUUAUAUUGUUGAGCGCAACCCACUGUAUCCAAUUCCAUCCCCCAAAAAAGCAGCGGGAGGGAAAGGCGAUUCCGAAAUAAAAAAAAGAGCUGGUGAUGAUGCAACCCGUUUAUUUGUAGCUAAAGUGAUGGAUUUGACUUCAAUGUCACCAAAUGACAGACGAUACGCUCAAACUGAAAUUAUGUGUCUUGCCUGUAAUCAUCAUUUUGCAAUCAUACAGUACUAUGAGCACUUUUUUAUCGAUGAUGAGGAUGAGACAAUUAUAAUUAUAACAGAGUUUGCGGAUGGGGGGGAUCUCUACCGCACCCUCCACAAUGAGUCUUCGGAGUUUUGUCUUUCAGAGACAGAAGCCGGAAUUUAUUUUGUGCAGUUGUUACUUGGUCUUGACCACGUUCAUCGUCGUCGUAUGAUCCAUCGUGAUGUAAAGACGGCGAAUAUUUUCUUGACCACGCGUGGUUUUUUGAAGCUUGGUGAUUUUGGCUUUUCACAGCAGUACGACAGCACCGUCUCGAACCCAAUAGCCUGCACAUUUCUUGGCACAAGCUACUAUCUCGCCCCAGAGAUGUGGCGCGAGCAGCGUUAUGGCAAAAAAGCAGAUAUCUGGGCGGCUGGAAUAGUUCUGUGUGAACUUUUGGGGAAACGGCGGCCUUUCGAAGCGGACUCCAUUCCCAAAAUGAAGGAACUUGUUCUCUCUGGUGCCAUGUGGCUUCCCCCUGUACUUCCUGAAAACGCCGGCGUCUCAGAGGAGGAGCGUCAAGCCCAGAAAAAGAUGGGCUACAUAUCCAGAGAGAUGAGGGAGUUCCUGGAGUUCAUUUUGCAGCAGGACCCUGAGAAACGGCCAAGCGCUUCCCAACUUCUCAAAACACCAUUGAUGCAGCAUUAUCUGUGUUUACUUAAGAAACGUGUGGAUCGUAUGAUUGCAUUGGAUGACGAAAUGGAGAGUAAUUACAAGGCAAAUCCCGCGGGGUUUGCGGGUUCAUUGCCCGAAUAUAAUAUUUCCCUGGAGGUCCGGGCACUGGUUAUGAGCGGAAUAGCGGAGGGCGAGGCGGUGAUCAACUUUGAGACGGAACGGGAGAUGGCAACAAGCACCACGCCUCGUAUUGAAAGCAUAGUUUACAAGGAGACAGCUGGUAGUCAAUGGAAAGAACGUUACCUCAUUCUCGCCGAUGGGUUUUUAACAAUGACACUUGCGAAGGGGAAAAUGGCGGCGGGCUCUGGCGAACGCAGUAAGAAAGUCCCGCUCCAAGCAAUUAGAGCCGUCGCACCAGUUGUUUUGGAUGUUCCAGUCUUAGCUGAAUCGAGCGGGGAAUCUGGUCCGUUUCACGUAAAGUUUGCCUUUGCCAUAUCUACACAAAAUGCACAUUCUAUUGUAUUUGCAACCCGGACCGAGCAGGAACGUGAUCAGUGGCUGUCCACGAUGAUUGUAGCGUUGAAAAUGGAUUAG